Messenger RNA from Xyrichtys novacula (pearly razorfish), 7181 nucleotides. Lineage: Eukaryota; Metazoa; Chordata; Actinopteri; Labriformes; Labridae. The record is from the annotation of a GenBank genome assembly.
GGGGGCAGUAGGCGCCGGAAAGUCGUUUGUCACCGGAAGAUAACCACAUAGCUCCGCAGCUAAUGCUAACAGUUGUACGUUACAUCCAUGUAGUCAGUUAGCCAUGUAGCUAACUAAUAAAUUAUAAAUAAAACCCACAGUUCAACCUUUUAAACCACAGGUGGGGGAUUUGCUAACGAGACUGGAAAGAGGGCAAGAAAAGGUGAGUAACAAGACCGCAGCUUGCUAACUGACGCUGCCCUCGUGAGAACGUUGUGGUCACUAAGCUAAUGUAGCUGCUAAGCUAAUGCUAAUGCUUAGCUACGACAGCAAGGCCAAUAUUGUAUUAGUAAACGUUAUUAGUUACGUUGAAUUAUGAUAUUUAACUAAACUUGCUGUAUAUGAAUACUCUCUAUGAUUACGUUGUAACGCACUUUGUCUCUUAAUUUCUAACUAUUUAUUACAUUUUAAGGAACUUGACAAAGUCAUUUGGCUGACAUUGUAUGUAAACAGACAGUAGUGUGGCUGCUUCUGUAAACAAAAACUCAGUAUCUUUGCUGAUACCCCUUCGGUCGGUGGUUGAUUUUGGGGUCACAUUAUGAAAGAGUCAACUAGUGAACCCGAAGCCUACAAAAUCAGAAACAUUACAUAAUGUGAACAGUUUACUGACACAUACAGUCACAUAUUGAUGUUGGGAUGUUUACUGUCAAAGGAGGGCAUCGGUCGUUGAAACAAAAAAAAGUAGUAAUAUUCCUGCUCGAUUAUUGAUCUACAACUACCAACAUUUUAUUUAAAAAAAAACAUGCUUUUCAAAGGAAAAAUUAUUUGGCGUCGCUCAUCAACUUUAGUAGAAUUUAAAGUGUUUAACAGUGACUGAAAAGAAGAAAAUGUCCAAAAUAACGACAGAACGUUGGACAUAUAUUGAGCAGCAACGGAUUUUGAAGUACAGAUGAUUUUACACCAACUGCAAUUAAAUUUAUGUAAUCAAAAUGACAUAAUGUAAAACAUCAAAACAGAUUAAAGCAUCACAAUAGCGUAGAUAGUAAAAACUAAUAAUAAUAAUAACUGCGAAGACAAAUUUGUAUAGACAAAUUAAACACUGAUAUCAGCAAUAAAAAACAAGUGGUGUAAAAAUUAGAAAAUAUGGAGUCAAAGAUAUACAAAAUCAUCACUAACUGCAAUCAAAUAGGGCAUUUAAAAACUCUGCAUAAAAGACAUACAGAUUAUUUCUGUUUUAGUAUAGAUAUUUUCUGGUCCUUUAUUUUUUUUUAUAAUUCAAAUCAAACUUAACCUACCAUAUGAGCCAACUCUCAGCACCAUAUGAGCCAACUCACUGCGUCAGAUCCUCUGGCAAAGGCCUCCUGGUUGUUCCAAAGUUGAGGCUCAAAACUAAAGGUAAUUGAGCUUUCUCCAUCAGAGCUCCUCGACUUUGAGGAGAUAAAGCGUGCAGAGAAUGUCACUUCUUUUAAGCCAAAUUUAAAAACGUACUUUUACAGACUCGCUUUUAUGUGAUGCUGUCUUUUAUCUUUUAUCGUUACCUUUCAUCUCUUAUCUCUUUUACCUAAUUUCUGUUGCUCUAUUUUAUCAUUGCUAUCAUUCUCAGGAUUACCUAUUUUAUUAUCAUUGUUGAUAUUGCCUUUUAUAUUUAAUCUCCUGUUUCCGCUUUCGUCCUCCUUUUUAAUUGCAUUUUCCUUUUUUCUUAACUAUGUUAUGUUUUUAUUUCAGUCCUCAUGGUCUCAUUUUAUGUUGCAUGGUUCUUGUAUAGUCUGGGUUCCUUAAGACAUGAAAAUGGCCUUCAAUUCUGUUUUUACUGAGCUUUGUAAAUUUCUGUUGAAAGUGCUAUAAAGAUAAAGUUAUUAUUAUUAUUAUCAUUAUUAUUGUGUUUUUCUUUCCAGUAUAUGACAUAAAGAAUAAGCCUAACCUCCCCCUUUGUAACAAAUAUUGACCAUGGGCUGUUUAAUCCCUCCCGCUCUGGCUAAGAAAUGUCUACAAAUGACUCUUUUUGUUGUGUUUUAUGUUGUACUGAAUAGAUGCAGGCAGGUGACCCUGUAGUUGGUGCACCGAUGGCAGCAGCUGGUGCUCAGAGUCGGUCGGAAGAUGAAGAAUCACUCAGCAUAAAAGAUGUGAAAAGGACAGCGACACAAGUAUUUGGCAGUGGGGUUCCCAAACGAAGGAGUUCCUCAAGGUUUGAUUUGUCUCCUGUUGUAUUGCAUUAAACAAAGUUGUGUGGUUCUUAGGGCUGUAAAAAAAAUUAAGCAUUUUUUGUAAAAUUUCACAAAAAUUUCUGUCUGUAUUUUCUUACAAAAGGUCAAUAAAAAGGAAGAAGUUUGAUGAUGAGCUGGUGGAGAGUAGUCUUGUGAAGUCAUCCAGUAGAGUCAAAGGCCCUCCUGUCAUAGAGCCUGUCCGCUGUUCAGGCAGUGAACCUUCAUCUAGUGAGAAGAAAAAGGUACAUACACUAGAGCAGAAUCCACAGAUCAUCACACAAUGUCAUGGUAAAGAUGAGAUGUUUUCCUGAGUUUGAUGGAUAAUGAUUGUAUCUGAAUUCAAAUCUGUCAGGUGACAAAGUCAGGUUCAGCCCUCACUCCACCUUUACCUAUGAUAAUGAACCCUACGCCCAUCACUAAACGAGUGAAGAAAAGCAAGCAGCCUCUACAUAUCACUAAAGACUUGGGGCGAUGGAAACCAACUGAUGACCUACUACUGAUAAAUGCAGUGUUGCAGGUAAGAAGUAAAAAAGUUAAACUCAUAGACCGGUUAUUGUUGGGAACUAUAAGACUGUGUUGUCAGUCUGUCGUGCCAUUUUAUGAUUUGGUGUGUCUCCAGACUACAGACCUCACCUCUGUUCACCUUGGUGUCAAGUUCAGCUGUCGUUUCACAUUGCGCGAGAUAAAAGAAAGGUGGUACGCUCUCCUCUAUGAUCCUGUCAUCUCAAAGUAAGACACUCAGCCUACAGGAGCUUUACCUUCCCCACCAUGUCUAAAUAUUAUUCACUGAGAAGAUAACCGAAUUGUUAUUGUUGAUUGUUAUUGUUGUCUCUCCUCUUAGGCUCGCAUGGCAGGCCAUGCGUCAGCUUCACCCAGAAGCCAUUGCAGCGAUCCAAAGCAAAGCUCUGUUUAGUCAGGCUGAGGAGGCGCUGCUGGCUAAGAUUGGUUCAGUGAGUAAAAACUGCUUUGUAAAAGAACUGUUGUCGAACAAAAUGACUUAUUAUCAAUAUGAUUAUUUAAUAUAACAAUAAAAUUUAAUCAAACAAAGUCUGUAUCUGUAAAGUAUUAACAUCUGUUGAGUUGUCUUGGCCAUAUUUUCAAUCAUAUCUGGGCUUUAUAUCAUUUGCAAACAAUCGAAUUCUGCUUUUAUAAACAUUUGAUGCAGACCAAAUCGUAUAACUAAACAAUUUUGACAAUUGUUUUUGUGCUUAAUUUGUCAUUGAAUAGACCAGUCAGCCCAAACUGGACGUGUUCCAGGAGCUUCUAAGCAAACACCCUGGUGUCUUUCACCCGUCUCGCACCUCCAAAAGCCUGCUGGUGCACUGGCAGCUGCUUAAGCAGUACUACCUGCUUGAUGAUCAGAGUGGUGAGUAAAGCACAGAAUCAAAAGUUGGGGCUUUGUGUUGAUGUAGAAGAGACCAAGGAAAGAUGAAGGUCCUGACCAGGAAGGGAUCUUUUUUAUGAAUCUAUGAAAAGAUAGAAAGAAAAUUAAUUUGGUUGUGUUAGGAUUUAGCCCUGAUUGUUGACUGACUGUUGUUCUUUUAUACAUCAUCUGCUUUUUGAUUGUGUGUUGCAGUCCAGCCUCUCCCUAAGGGGGACCAGGUCCUCAACUUCUCUGAUGCUGAGCAGAUGGUUGAUGAUGUGAAGCUAAAGUAAGUCAGUCUUUCAUUUUGCAUCAGUGUUUUUGUAUCGUCACCCCAUAUACUGUGGCUGUGAGGCUUAAAGCUGUGUUUGUUUUCACACAGGGAGAGCAGAGACGAGGUGUUGGAACACGGUAAGAAACCAGAAUAAGCGUGUUCAGGCUUGGCUUGUUCUAAAUAAUCAUUUGCUUUUGCUCUUAAUGGAAUAUGUCCUUAUGGAUCCCUUCAGAAAAUGCUUGUAUCUCUUGUUGGCCUUUAUAGUGCUAAGAUAAAUGAACUGUCUCUGGGUUUCCCUUCAUUCAUUGCAGAGCUGAUGAUUUCAGACCGCAACCAGAAAAAGGAGAUUCGGCAGUUAGAGCAGGAGUUGCCUCGUUGGCAAGUCCUAGUAGACAGUAUCACAGGUAGGUCAUCUUUUAGUCUUCGAGUGGAAGCAGAUUAAUUUAGGUAUGUAUUUCUUUGGGUAUUUAGCUUUCUACUUGUGUUGUUUACCAGGAAUGAGCAUGCCUGACUUUGACAACCAGACACUGGCAGCUCUACGGGGGAGAAUGGUACGCUACCUCAUGAGGUCAAGAGAGGUGAGAACUCUUACAGAAACUGUAGACGGAAGUAGUGCAUGGAAAAAAGGGAGAGGGGGUGUAAUCUGAACUAUUUCCACAAUAAUCUUGAGAAUGGUCAACCUUUAAUGCAUGUCCUAUCCAUCCAUAUAGAUCACGUUGGGCAGGGCGACCAAGGAUAAACCCAUAGAUGUGGAUCUAUCACUGGAGGGACCAGCCUGGAAAAUCUCAAGAAAACAAGGUGCGUAUUCUUGUUGAAAGUCUCGCUGUUAUGUCACGUGUGGAUCAAUGGUGUCAACUGAUUGAUUUUCAAUAAGAGGCAGCAGCUUGGAGAAUGGAGGGAGAGCAAUGAAAGCUAAUGAAAUUUCUCUGAAUUUUGCGUUAGUGAAGUAUUUGAAUGGUUUUACUUUCACAACGUGGUGUUCUAAACAUUGAGAAUAUUUAGCCAUAUUGAUAAUCAGAUAUAUUGGUGACUUUUUCGCGGUUAUGAAGCCUUACACUACUUUUUUAGCCCUUGAACCUGUGUCUUUAUUUUGUAGUACCUGACCCACAAAGUUUACUCUCUAGGAACUGGGUUAAAUCUUUACAGCAUUUUUGUCUGGCAAAAAAGAUCUAUUGUGCUUUGUAUCAGCAUAAAGAUAGCAGAUAAGCUGCUGUUUGGCCACAAGAAGUCAAGAUAACAAGGAGAAAACAACUGACCUUACAUAAGUAUAUGUCUUCCACUGAUAAAUUCUAGUGUCGACAUGUUGUGAUUCCCAACAUCAGCAGCUACUAUCCUGUUUGAAAUAACCACAUAUUUCUCAGAUAUCUCAGCAAUUUUUGUGACAACAUUUAUGACCUUUAUUUAAAUAGUGCAGGCACGAAGAAACAAAGUGCUUUAGAAUCAGCUUAUGUUACAAUAGAAAUUGAGAUAAUUAAAAUGCAGAGGUACAAGACAUAAAAUAAUGUAAAGAAAUAAAAGCUUUACCAAAACAUAACGUUUCAGAGGAGGUUCAAAAGCAGAGACAGAACUAACCAGCUGGAUUUCACUCCAGAGCCUGACAGUCCUUUGUCUAAGAGUUGGAUUUAAUAUUUCUGAAUGAUGCAGAAAUGGAGGAGAAGUCAAUGCAGGAUUGGGAAUGUGUGGUGGUAUUUUCUUGAAUUACUGAUGGGUCUGGUUGCAGUAUUUUUGACCUAUUGAAGUUGAAGAUUUAACGCUUGAGAACUUUAUAAAACUCUGAAUGGGGAAAAAAGAGCAUGAAAAACCCUGUAUGAGUUGUGAAAAGGAAUCGGUGUAAAAAAGUAACUCGAGCUGUGGAAAGCAUGGAUGCCUUACUUUCUUUACUGGAGAAAUCAAAGAAAGUUAGGCAUCCAAAGGCAGCACACAGGGUCAUGGGCAUUGUAGUGGAGGGAAAAGUGGACCUGACUACCCAGGGCCCGAGUGCUUGAUGUUUGAUGUUUUGUGAUCAGGAUCCAAGAUUUCAAGAUUCUUUAAGAUCUGGUCAAUGACCCGUGUUGAUGUCUACAGGAAUUAUCAAGCUGAAGAAUAAUGGAGACUUCUUCAUCGCCAAUGAGGGCAGACGACCCAUCUACAUAGAUGGAAGACCAGUCCUGUCAGGGAACAAGUGGAAACUCAACAACAAUUCAGUUGUGGAGGUUAGAGCAAAGUGACAGUAAAAUGCAAUCCCCUCUGAAGAUGUUUUUUCCACACUAGCAUGAGACAUGAUGUUAACCUCAUUCUGCAUGUUUGUUCAGAUCGCAGGUCUUCGUUUUGUGUUUCUAAUCAACCUGGAACUCAUCUCAUUGAUAAAAGCUGAAGCAGCAAAGAUGACACAGCAGUGAGCGUCAGCCCUCGAAGAGAGGAGUGAACACAGAGGACACAGUGGAUCUAGUCAGUUUUUCUCUGCCCACAGUGGAUUUCAGCUUUUCCCACAGAGACUAGUAAUGCUGCCACUUAAACAUGGAGGUACAUAUUUACAGUUUGAACACGUCUGGACAUUUCCCAUGUUGUUAUGUAGACACUCUCAUGGUAAAGUUCUGUUUUUUUGUUUUUUUUCAACUUUGCAUAAUAUUGUAUUUAAAUUCUGUAGAAACGCUUUUGAAGGUAUUAAAAUGUAUUCACAUUUUUCCGAAGUUUCCUGCAGUGACUUUACUGUUGAAGAAUCAAGUUGGAUAUUUUGAAAAACUAAACAACAAAUCGUUAAUAUGGGCGGUCCCCUUAAAGUCCCUGAAUAAUCAAGGUCUAUGUAGUUUGCGCAAAAACAAUAAAAAUUUUGAAUAUCUAUACUGAAGGAAAGUAGCAAAAAAGGAGAAAGUAAUACUUUGCCAUCAUUUCAUGGUACACUUAUUCUACAUCAUUAUUACAUGUUUUCUUUGACAUGAACAGCUUGAAGGCUGUUAGUUCAAAACAGCAGAGUUGAAUCAAUGUGCUGACCAAUUAAAGCACGUGUUACAGCAUUGAGUAAAGGCAAAACUUCAUUAACCUAAAUAUUGACAGAGUUACGUGUAUUAGUUUUGUCUGCGAACAGGAGAAUGUAUGUGGAGGUCAUAUAUUUGAUAGAUGGCAAAGACAUUUAAAUGGUGGAGGAAAUCAAAUUAAUUGGUGUGACAAUAGACCCUGAGCUCUUGGAAACCUCACAUUGGAUGUACAGACUUUGGAAAUAGCAAAAAUACAUGGUUAUACACUGUUUACUGGACCACACCUCACUAAUGCUAUUGUACCUUAUGUUGAUCUCAACUUGUCUUAUUGAGCAAAGUUAUGAAGGAAAAUUAUAAUAUUUCCUUAAAUCCACUAAAUUUGGUCAAUAAACAAAUCAACAACUAAA